ACUGUUCCAGCUGAAGGGCGCGGCGCGGCCAUCCCGCUGUACAGCGUGCACGGGCACCCGCUGGACCUGCGCCAGCUGGUGGUGGCGGGGCGCGACAAGUUCGUGCGCGUGUACGACCGGCGCAAGGCCAGCAAGCCGCUCGCCCUCUACUGCCCCUCCGGCUUCACCGAGGACAAUACCAACACAAAGAAGAAGAUGCGUCUGUCCAUGAUGCACCUCACGUGCGCCAUCUACAAUCACGACGGCACCGAAAUCCUCGGCUCUUACAACGAUGAAGACAUCUACCUGUUCAAUACCAAAAUGAUGUUCACGUCAAAGGCGACACCAACCAGGAGAAGGAUGGCUACACGCACCGCUACACCGGACACCGGAACAGCGCCACGUUCAAGGGCGUGGCGUUCUUCGGCCCCAGGAGCGAGUACGUCGUCUCCGGCUCCGACUGCAGCCACAUCUACAUCUGGGAGAAGAAUUCGGAGGCCAUCGUGCAGUGGCUGCAGGAGAUGUUAA
Messenger RNA from Manduca sexta (tobacco hornworm), 507 nucleotides. RefSeq names its product DDB1- and CUL4-associated factor 8-like. The transcript is spliced from 3 exons. Gene Ontology annotation, cellular component: cytoplasm; Cul4-RING E3 ubiquitin ligase complex. The record is from RefSeq and is a predicted model, not a curated record. Gene Ontology annotation, molecular function: protein binding. The annotation marks the transcript as partial. NCBI's taxonomy places the organism in Eukaryota, Metazoa, Arthropoda, Insecta, Lepidoptera, Sphingidae.